AUGUCUUUGGAUAGAAUCGAUGCCAUGGAUACAUCAGAGAAACAUAUCGAUACUGCGGUGUCAGAGCAGAGCAAGGCAGGAAUCUUGGUGAAUGACCUUGAGGAUCUCACUAUGUCUCAAAUUAUUGCAAGGCUCCAAGUCUCUAAUGAAGUGCCUCGCGCCGAUAAAUUUGGUUCUCUCAUACCGCGCAGAUUUGCAAAUCCAGCUCCUUUGGGGCUGGGGGCCUUUGCACUUACCUCAUUCGUCUCAAGUGUCAUCAACAUUCGCGCGCACAGCAAUAUAACGCCAGAUGUUGUGGUGGCAUUGGCAUUUUGCUAUGGUGGAUUGGUGCAAUUACUUGCUGGCAUGUGGGAAAUGGCUCUUGGGAACACUUUCAGCGCUACAUCUUUUUCUUCAUAUGGCGCUUUCUGGAUCACAUUUUCCAUCAUUUCACUCCUCGAAAGCUUCCAGACUGUGGAGAACUUGAAUAGCGAUAUUACUCAAUCCCAAACCUCAAUGGGUCUAUUCCUAAUGGCAUGGUUCCUCUUUACGACCAUUUUGCUCUUAUGCACACUCAAGUCGAACGCUGCUUUAUUCUUUCUGUUCUUUUUCUUGGACCUAAACUACCUCCUUCUCGCGAUUGCUCAUCUCAAAACCGACCCCAAUGGCAAUAUUCGAACCCCCCUUCAGAGGGCAGGUGGACUAUUUGGACUUUUAGCAGCGGUAGCCGCUUGGUAUAAUGCCAUGGCUGGCUUGAUGAACACCAGCAAUAGCUUCUUCACCGUCCCUGUUGCCCACUUCCCGUGGUCACGCGCUGGUCAUUUUCACAGGGUGAAGAGUGAUGGAAAAAUGGUCUGA
Molecule: messenger RNA, 837 nt
Organism: Penicillium lagena
Lineage: Eukaryota; Fungi; Ascomycota; Eurotiomycetes; Eurotiales; Aspergillaceae
Product: acetate uptake transporter family protein
Exons: 3
Coding region: 1-837 (278 amino acids)
Cellular component (GO): plasma membrane
Molecular function (GO): acetate transmembrane transporter activity
Source: RefSeq, a predicted model, not a curated record